This is a messenger RNA of Varanus komodoensis (Komodo dragon), 2088 nucleotides long. It is a transcript of the gene FANCE, whose product is annotated as FA complementation group E. The transcript is spliced from 7 exons. Gene Ontology annotation, biological process: interstrand cross-link repair. The record is from RefSeq and is a predicted model, not a curated record. Gene Ontology annotation, cellular component: Fanconi anaemia nuclear complex. The coding region runs from base 456 to 1823 and encodes 455 amino acids. Lineage: Eukaryota; Metazoa; Chordata; Lepidosauria; Squamata; Varanidae.
AUUCCAAGACUUGGGAAAACUUGGUGGUGUAGCUAAUGCGACUAUGUUGGCAGCUGUCGGGCAUAUAAAGAAAAGUGCGAGGUACCGAACAAACACAAAAACCUGGAUGAAUCCCAGACCAGAAUUUUGAAAAGGAGGAAUUGUCUCUGCUGCUACGUUUCGCAUGCUCGCUGAUUUCUGCGGACAAUUCUUACUUCUGCCUCGGGGUAGGAAGAAAAAAGAAGCAGGGACAGAAGAAACUGAGAAGCUCCCUCCGUGAACAGCAGGGCGUGCUAUUCUUUAAUUCCUAUCUCUAUAGACACCGGAGCUUGCUAGCUCCGCCGCUGGUCAGCCGCCCGACUGCCAAGCCGCUGCUUCGAAGAUUCAAAGAGCGCGCAGGCGGCGGGCGGGAAGGAGAGAGCGGUUUCGUGGCUGGCGGCGGGGUGAGCGAGGGACCUGUGUCCAGCACUCUCAGCAUGGAUAGACUCUCUGUUCCUUGGUUGCAACGAUUCGAUAAAUCUUCUCGUCUUGUCCUCUCUGCACUGAUGUCUGGUCACUGGGGGGCCUUGGCUGCCUUCCGAAUCCUUCAGCGCUCCCCAUCAGGGGAAGAUGCAAGGCAGGGCUUUAACUGGCAGAUCUUCACUGAGAAUCUGUGUUCUCAAGAACCUGUGCUCAAGGGGUCAGAGAAGAUCCUCACCAUAAAACCAUUACUACUGCUGCUUCCACUGUUGUGCCAAAGAAAUCUCUUUUCCCUGUUGCUUACAGUACAGUCUGCUGUGCCCAAAGACUGUCUCAGCCGUCUACUUCAGGCCUCAAGACAAGAUCCCAGCCCAGACCUAUGGGUGCAAAGACUGAGGGAUUUAUUGCAAAUGGGGUUGCAGGAAAAGUCUUUGGCACCUAUCCUGCUAUCAGACGCAUGUCAGCAGCGGCUGAAAGGUCUGUGCCAGAAGGUUACGGCUCCUCAUUGCAGCAAACCUAGUUUAGAAAAAAAACUAAGCUGGUAUGUUAAACAGGCAGAUCCCAGCUCAGUGAUGGCUAGAGGUAUUCCUGGCCCUGUGUCUCACAUUAGGAAAAAAAAGAAACUAGCUGAGGAACCUCUGGAUCCUGCAGAAGAGAGAUCUAGGAAGAGGUCCCGACUGGAAGUUGAAUUGGAUACAGAACUUUCUGGACCACAUGCAGUACUGCCAACAGUUGGUACAGCUAGUGCAGGGAAUGAGAUCAUGAUGGAAGUUUCUGGAAAUGAAGAUGGUUGCAGUCCAAGCAAGAAUGUCUAUCAAAGUUCUCCAAAGAAGGAUACAGUAGAAAGGAGAGACGCAAAUCAGAGCACCCAACAGGAUAAUAAAGCAGAUGUUCCUGAUCAUAUCAAGGUGCAUGUGCAAAAACUUAAAGAACUACUAGCAAUGCAGUUUGAUCAUUCUGAUGGGACUGCCCCUCCUGAGCUACAGAUUUUAAAUGAAUGUACUCCAAGCCAGUUGGACCAUUUGUGCUCAUUACUGCAACUCUCGGAAUGCCAGGAGAAUGAACUUCUGCAGUUCUGCUCUUGGUUGGUGGCACUUACACCUGAUCUUGGUUAUAGUAAUGCAGCAGUACUUGCUGGAAAGCUUUUCCUGCCUCGGGUUCUCUUGCUGACUGAGCCAGCCUCUUGGUCUCUCACAACUGCCCUCAUGAUGUUCUGCUCCAAAUAUUCUCGUCCAGUCUGCUGCACCUUGAUUUUUUCAAUUGUACAGGCUCCAGAAAAAUGUGAGCUUAUUAGCUUUAUUAAUAAGUGGGGAUAUAUAGCAUUUUAUCUAAUAGGAAACUUUCUGAAAGCAAACCAGUUGAGUGCUGACAAAAUCAGACCCUAAAGAUAGCUACUGAGAAACAAAAGAGAGGUAUCUGCAAUCUUGAGUGAAUCUCAUGAUAAUGCAAACAGUAAAAAAAAAUGGGAGAAGCAAUACAGUGAGAACUGUGUGUACUCAGUAGGUCAUGGAACAUUGACUGUCAGGUGGAAAAGGAAAAUGGAAAAUCUGGGAGAGCAGAAGAACACAAAUUGGCCUGCAUGAGCUUGUUACAGCUUAUAGUUUCUUGAAGGAAAGUAUGGCUGACUACCUGUAAUGCUGAACAGCGACA